CUGUGCUCUGCAACGGGAGGGGCCACAACAGAGGGAGGCCCGCAUACCACAAAAAAAAAAAGAAAAAAGAGUGUUCUUCCUAUGUUUUCCUCAUAAAAAUUUAAUUUAUUGUAAAGAUGGCAUUUUAAGCAUCGGUUAUAAAUUACUCAAAUUGAGUUGAAAUAAUUAGCUGUUAAUUUUUUAAAUGGAUAAAUAUAGAGCUUUAUCAGCCACCCUGUACAUAAAUAAAAUCUCAAUGUGUUAAAGGCUGAGUGAAAAAAAUAUGUAACUUUGAAAAUGAUAGGAAAAAAUGUAGAAUAUUUUUUAAAUCUCAGGAAAGGGAGAGGCCUUUCUAAGUAGAACAGGGUAGCCAAUAACCAUAUAAAGGAAGAUAGGAAGAGCUCUAAGGAAGAGAAGGCUUUGAUGACUGGAACUACAUGGCCUCUGCAAACCACGAGGAAAGCUUGGCUGAGAACAGCAGGUCUCCACUUGAGAUAGGCUGGGACAUGGGACCCUUUACCAGAGCACUUGAGCCUGGACAAACUUCCCCUGAAGCAACAGAAUACAAAGAAACUGUAAGGGACUAAAAAUAACUGCACACAUGGCAGUUGGGGCAGUUAUGAACAAUAAGAUACAAAAAAGCCACAGACCAGUUGAGGUGCCAGGAGCAAAAGCAGGGCACUGUGCAUAAUCCCUGUACAAAGCACCACCAAGGCGGUGGGCAGGUUACCUAAGCUGUACCUCCUGCCCAACCCAUGUACCUGCCCCUGUUGUUACCCAUUUUAAGGACCCAAGCAACUCCUCCUGUGGAGUGAGCAUGGGCACCUGACUCUUGUUUUCACCCCAUUAUGCUGCAGCAUUAGACCCAAUAAAGCCUUGCCUCGAAAAAAAUAAACAAAUAAAGGAAAAUAAGAAAUUUAGGCUCCAUAGAAAUCUAGCUAAAUAUAAUGGUGCCAUAGUUAAAAAUGAGUGACAGAUGGGAGGAAACAUUUUCAGUACAGAUAGCAUGUACAUGUCUCAAAAUUACCAAAAUACCAAUGUUUAAUCAAGUCAGUAAAAAUUGUAAACAACUUAAUAGAAAAUAAGCAAAGAAAUUUAAUGCAAAGUAAAUGGCCAGUAAAUAUAUAGAGGCUACACCUCACUAGUUAUCAAGGAAAUCAAGGUGAAGAUUCUUUUCUUCUCAGCUUAGAAAAUUUUUAAAAUAAAAUUCAGUCAUAUGAAGGUAUAGGAAAGUGAAUCCUGUUGUGCACUGUUUGUGGGAGUACAGGCACUAUAUCCUAUUCGGCAGCAUCUAUCAAAUAUUAAAUACAAAUAUUCUUUGGUCCAGUCACUAUUCUAGAGAUUGCUCAUUGACACGAAAGUAGCUUUUUCCUAAUUUUAAUAAUGAAAAUUAUGAAUAACUCAGAUGUAUAUCACCUGAUAAAUGGGUAAACAAAAUGUGAUAUAUCCAUACAAUGACAUUUUAUUGAGCCGUAAAAAGGAUUGAAGUACUGAUAGAUCCUAUAACAUGGGUAAACCUUGCGAACAUAAUGCUUGGUGAAAGAAGCCAGACACAAAAGAAUACAUGUUGCAUGAUUCCAUUUAUAUGAAAUGUCCAGAAUAAGCAAAUCCAUAGAGACAGAAAAUAGAUUAGUGGUAGCUGGGGUAUGAGGGGAAGAAAGAAUGGGGAGUGAUUGGUUUAACAGGUAUGGGCUCCUCUUUUGGGAGAUGAAAAUAUUCUGGAAUUAGAUGGUGGUGAUGGUUGCACAACCUUGUGAAUGCAUUUAAAAUCCGUGUUGCUACACACAAUCUUUCAACUGUAUACCUGAAAAUGGUUAAACUAGUAAAUUUUAUACAUUUUACCACCAUUUUUUUAAACACCAUCAAAUUGUAGACUUUAAAAUGGUGGAUUGUAUGGUAUGUGAAUUAUAUCUCAAUUUUAAAAAGUACAAGCAUACCUCGUUUCAUUGUGCUUUGCAGAUACAUUGUUUUGUUUUUGUUUUGUUUUGUUUUUUACAAAUUGAAGGUUUGUGGCAACCCCGCAUUGUCAAAUGAUGGUUAGCAUUUUUUAGGAAUAAAGUAUUUUUAAUUAAGGUAGGUACAUUGUUGUUUUAGAUGUAAUGCUGUUGCAUACUUAGUAGACUACAGUAUAGUAUAAACAACUUUUAUAAGUACUGGGAAACCGAAAAAUUCGUAUGAUGUGCUUUAUUGCAGUAUUCUCUUUAUUGUGGUGGUCUGGAACCAAACCCGCAAUGUCUCCGAGGUUCAGGACUUCUGGAAAUCUUGUAAUCACUCGUGAGAUUGAUGUGGCAAAAAAUCAGUCCUUUUGGUUCAUCAACAAAAAAUCUACAACUCAGAAAGUAGUAGAAGAGCAGGUUGCAGCCUUAAAUAUUCAAGUGGGCAAUCUUUGCCAGUUUCUACCUCAGGAUAAAGUUGGAGAAUUUGCUAAACUCAGUAAAAUUGAACUCCUUGAAGCUACUGAGAAGUCAAUUGGUCCUCCAGAAAUGCACAAAUACCACUGUGAGCUCAAAAACUUCAGGGAGAAAGAAAAACAACUAGAGACCUCAUGCAAAGAGAAAACUGAAUAUCUAGAGAAGAUGAUUCAGAGGAAUGAAAGAUAUAAACAAGAUGUGGAGAGGUUCUAUGAACGUAAGCGACAUUUAGAUUUGAUUGAGAUGCUUGAAGCAAAAAGGCCAUGGGUGGAAUAUGAAAAUGUUCGUCAGGAAUAUGAAGAAGUAAAACUAGCUCGGGACCAAGCGAAGGAUGAGGUCAGAAAACUUAAAGAAGGGCAGAUUCCUAUAACACGACGCAUUGAAGAAACUGAAAGGCAGCGUCACAAUUUGGAGGCUCGAAUCAGAGAGAAGGCAACAGAUAUUAAGGAGACAUCUCAAAAAUGCAAACAAAAGCAAGAUGUUAUAGAAAGGAAAGAUAAACAUAUUGAGGAGCUUCAGCAGGCUUUAACAGUAAAACAAAAUGAAGAGCAUGAUCGACAGAGGAGAAUAAGUAAUACCCGCAAAAUGAUAGAAGAUUUGCAAAAUGAACUGAAGACCAAAGAAAACUGUGAGAACCUUCAACCCGAAAUUGAUGCCAUUACAAAUGAUCUGAGACGAGUUCAAGAUGAAAAGGCAUUAUGUGAAGGCGAGAUAAUUGAUAAGCGUAGAGAGAGGGAAACUCUAGAGAAGGAGAAGAAGAGUGUGGAUGAUCAUAUUGUACGUUUUGACAAUCUUAUGAAUCAAAAGGAAGAUAAGCUGAGACAGAGAUACCGUGAUACAUAUGAUGCUGUUUUAUGGCUGAGAAAUAACAGAGACAAAUUUAAGCAAAGAGUCUUUGAACCCAUAAUGCUCACAAUCAAUAUGAAAGAUAACAAAAAUGCCAAAUAUAUUGAAAAUCAUAUUCCAUCAAAUGACUUGAGAGCUUUUGUGUUUGAAAGUCAAGAAGAUAUGGAGGUUUUCCUCAAAGAGGUUCGUGACCAUAAAAAAUUAAGAGUGAAUGCUGUUAUUGCUCCUAAGAGUUCAUAUGCAGACAAAGCACCUUCAAGACCAUUGAAUGAACUCAAACAAUAUGGAUUUUUCUCUUACUUGCGAGAGUUAUUUGAUGCACCUGAUCCUGUCAUGAGUUACCUUUGCUGCCAGUAUCACAUUCAUGAAGUUCCUGUAGGAACUGAAAGAACCAGAGAAAGAAUUGAACGGGUAAUACAAGAAACCCGAUUAAAACAAAUUUAUACAGCAGAAGAAAAGUUUGUGAUGAAAACUUCUUUUUAUUCAAACAAAGUUAUUUCUAGUAACACAUCCCUAAAAGUAGCCCAGUUUCUCACAGUCACUGUGGAUCUAGAGCAAAGACGACACUUAGAAGAACAGCUAAAGGAAAUUAAUAGAAAAUUGCAAGCAGUAGAAUCAGGGUUGAUUGCCUUACGUGAGACAAACAAACAUCUAGAACACAAAGAUAAUGAACUUAGACAAAAGAAGAAGGAGCUUCUUGAAAGGAAAACCAAGAAAAGACAACUGGAACAAAAAAUUAGUUCCAAACUAGGAAGUUUAAAGCUGAUGGAACAGGAUACUUGCAACCUUGAAGAGGAAGAACGAAAAGCAAGUACCAAAAUCAAAGAAAUAAAUGUUCAAAAAGCCAAACUUGUUACUGAAUUAACAGAACUGUUAAAGAUUUGUACUUCUUUGCAUAUACAAAAAGUAGAUUUAAUUCUUCACAAUACUACAGUGAUCUCCGAGAAGAACAAAUUAGAAUCAGAUUAUAUGGCUGCUGCAUCACAGCUACGUCUCACAGAGCAACAUUUCAUCGAGUUGGAUGAAAGUAGACAGAGAUUAUUGCAGAAAUGCAAGGAACUUAUGAAGAGAGCCAGGCAAGUAUGUAACCUGGGUGCAGAGCAGACCGUUCCUCAAGAAUAUCAGACACAAGUACCCACCAUUCCAAAUGGACACAACUCCUCACCCCCCAUGGCUUUCCAAGAUCUUCCAAACACCUUGGAUGAAAUUGAUGCUUUAUUAACCGAAGAAAGAUCAAGAGCUUCUUGCUUCACAGGACUGAAUCCUACAGUUGUUGAGGAGUACACAAAAAGAGAAGAAGAAAUAGAGCAAUUAACUGAGGAACUAAAGAUAAAGAAAGUUGAACUGGAUAAAUAUAGGGAAAACAUUUCACAGGUAAAAGAAAGGUGGCUGAAUCCUUUAAAAGAGCUGGUAGAAAAAAUUAAUGAAAAAUUUAGCAAUUUUUUUAGUUCCAUGCAGUGUGCUGGUGAAAUUGAUCUCCAUACAGAAAAUGAGGAAGACUAUGAUAAAUAUGGAAUUCGAAUUAGAGUCAAAUUUCGCAGUAGCACUCAACUGCAUGAAUUAACUCCUCAUCAUCAAAGUGGAGGUGAAAGAAGUGUUUCUACCAUGUUAUACUUGAUGGCACUUCAGGAGCUUAAUAGAUGUCCAUUCAGAGUAGUUGAUGAAAUCAAUCAGGGAAUGGAUCCAAUCAAUGAACGGAGAGUGUUUGAAAUGGUUGUAAAUACUGCUUGUAAAGAAAACACAUCUCAGUACUUCUUUAUUACACCAAAGCUCCUGCAAAAUCUUCCUUAUAAUGAAAAGAUGACGGUGUUAUUUGUCUACAAUGGUCCUCAUAUGCUAGAACCAAACAGAUGGAAUUUAAAGGCUUUCCAAAGGAGGCGGCGCCGUAUUACAUUCACUCAGCCUUCUCAAUAGAAGUAAAGGGCAAGAACUUUGGGACUUUUCUGUUAAAUCUUGUAUACAAGUGUGGCUCAACUGAAUAAAAGUUAGGAGAUUCAUUAAGACUAAAAGAUCAGUUAUUUUUGGAAACCUGCUAUUAGAUACAAAUGGGUCGAUGAAAAGAGACCAUAAUAACUUCUUUCUGUGGAACAUCAUCUGGUAGUAAAAAUUAAGUCUUCUUGAGUCCUUAGCACUCUGACCGUAAGUCAUUGGGUCCCCAUUUUUAAAAGUAUUUGCUACUCAAAUCAAAGGUACAGUGGAAGGGCUUAUCAAUUACAAGAAGUUUAGUUGACAUGGUAACCCUGAGCUUUACUUGCAAAGUAAUUUUAACUACUUUUAGAGUCUAAAGAUGACUCCACAGCUUAAGUCAUAGUUUCUCCCAGUGUUAUAUUUAAUUUUUAAAAUUUGAUAUGGAAAUGUCUAGUCUAAUGUAUAGUAAUAAUUUAUGGCAAAUCUAUUCAUUUCUUCCUAUUAAAAAGAUUACCUUAUCUCCACUAGGAAAUGGAAUUUUAUGAGCCUUUAAAAAAAGUUUUAUGAAACUUGAUACUAUAAUUAUAUUGGUAUCUCAAAGGAGGGAAAAGUAUUGGGGUUCAAAAAUGGUAGCACGACUUCUUUGAAAUGCCACAAGGUGGCCACUAGAUGAUGCAAAAAAUGCAACCAAAAGAUUGACAGAGAGUAAAAUCAAGUGCCAAGGGUUUUUAAAGAAUAACCCUGUAAAAUGUGGGUGAGGUUUUUUGGGUUAUGGUGGUUUUUUCCUUUUUUUAAUUUAAAGUCAUUUGUAUUUUACAUCUUAAAUUUCUAAAGCAUUUUCAUAAUUUUUUUAGUAAGAUUUUUCUUAAUAUUUCUUAUACUGGUUUCUACAAUUUAUAUUUGAAAUUUCUCAGUGUUAUGUAAAGAGUGAGGAAAAGCAUUGAUUUGUUCAAAACCAUAAUGUUUUUAGAAUCUAAGCUUAUAUAGGUCCUAAAACUGUUUUGAUCCUACCCCAUUAUCUUAGAAAAUCUAGUUUAAACUGUUCUUUCAACAUGAAAGAAUUAGAUGAGAAAAUCAUUUGUUUAUCUCUGCGUUAUACUAAUUAACAGUGCCAAAACAAAUUCUGUUCUUUUAAAUAUUGUAAAAUAACGGACUAGAUCAAGGACAUAUCUUUGAACAAUGGACUGGAUCUGUGCCGGUAAUAACAGAAUUAUUUUUUUGACUUGGCAGCUUGACUAAAUUGAAGAAUUGCAGUCAAUUUGGGUUUUGUAUGUUCUUAAAUAGCCACUGAAAUUUAUAUUCUUGUUAGGUCAAAAAAUAAACCUCUUACUUGGACAUUUUCUCUUUAAAAAGCUAUUUUUUUCUUCAUAAAAAUGUAAAAGAGCCUUCCCCUCUUAAACUAAGUCUAAUGCAUAUACUAUGAAAAUAUUUUAAAAUAACAUUUUUACUAGUGCAAACAACUCAUGUAAACCUUGAAAACCUUAGUAACAUAUUAGUAAAUGGAUGUUGUUACCGAAUGUUUUUGUUAUUUAAUGCUUCAUUUUCCACCAAAGUAUCUUUACUAAUAUGUGCUUGGUGUAGUUUGUUUAUUGUCUGAGUUAGUGCCAGUCAUCUUAUUUCUGCAAAAUGAUUAUCAAUGUGAAAAAGAAGUUUGAAGAUUAGGUGUGUUUGAAAAUAAAAUGGUCAACUACCUUUCAGUUUACAUAUGCCAAUAAUUAUUCCAUAGCUUGUUUAUAAGCAUUUCUCUCUUUCUAGUGGACAAAUAUUUGGUUUUACAUUGAAUGUUGAGGUGUGAAGAAUAGUAAGUCUAGCACAUUAGUCUCAGCCACUUGAAGCUUCACAUAUUUUCUGUAAAAGUUGAUUUUAAUUACAUACAAAUUGUAAAAACUUCAAAUAACAGUCGGAUUUGAUGAAUAAAAUAUUUAAAACCCUAAGGUGACAAGCAGGUAUUUUUAAUGACAAAAUCUUCAUUGAUUUGCCUAAGGAGAGAAAUUAAAAGGUUUUUAGCAUUAAGUAAAAGGAAAGAUUUCUUGCUGCUUUCUAAUUGUCUUUUGGACAUGUGCUUAUUUUCUUUGGAGUAUGAAUCUUCAGUGUGUAAAAAAAUGUAAUUUGAGGGAAUUCCCUGGUUGUCCAGUGAUUAGGACUCCACGGUUUCACUCCUGAGGUCCCGGGUUCAAUCCCUGGUUGGGGAAGUAAGAUCUUGUAAGCUGUGCAGUGCAGUGAAAAAAAAAAGUGUAAUUUUGUCCUGCUAUUGUGUGUGUGUGUGUGUGUGUGUAAUGGGAAAAAAACUCGUUGUGGGAAAUGCUACUUUGUUGGUAAUAAAUGCAUAUUUUCAUAUUC
This is a messenger RNA of Physeter macrocephalus (sperm whale), 7484 nucleotides long. RefSeq names its product structural maintenance of chromosomes 5 (gene SMC5). Gene Ontology annotation, cellular component: nucleus; Smc5-Smc6 complex. Gene Ontology annotation, biological process: double-strand break repair via homologous recombination. The record is from RefSeq and is a predicted model, not a curated record. The coding region runs from base 2154 to 5150 and encodes 998 amino acids. The transcript has 23 exons. Gene Ontology annotation, molecular function: ATP binding; ATP hydrolysis activity; single-stranded DNA binding. NCBI's taxonomy places the organism in Eukaryota, Metazoa, Chordata, Mammalia, Artiodactyla, Physeteridae.